GGAGGCCGCGGCGCCGCGCGGGGCCGGCUGCGAGGCCGGAAGAUGGCCUGGGUGCUCAAGAUGGACGAGGUGAUCGAGUCUGGGCUGGUGCACGACUUCGACGCCAGCCUCUCGGGCAUCGGGCAGGAGCUGGGCGCUGGCGCUUACAGCAUGAGUGAUGUGUUGGCAUUGCCCAUUUUCAAGCAGGAAGAUUCCAGCCUUUCCUUGGACGGUGAAGCUAAACACCCCCCCUUUCAGUAUGUGAUGUGUGCUGCAACUUCGCCCGCAGUGAAACUGCAUGAUGAGACACUCACGUACUUGAACCAAGGCCAGUCUUAUGAAAUUCGGAUGCUGGAUAAUCGGAAAAUGGGAGAUAUGCCUGAGAUCAGUGGAAAAUUGGUAAAGAGCAUCAUAAGGGUUGUGUUCCACGACAGACGGCUGCAGUACACAGAGCAUCAGCAACUUGAAGGUUGGAAGUGGAAUCGUCCAGGAGACAGACUUCUCGAUUUAGAUAUUCCCAUGUCUGUGGGCAUAAUUGACACAAGAACCAAUCCAAGCCAGUUAAAUGCAGUUGAAUUUCUGUGGGACCCUGCAAAGCGCACGUCUGCCUUCAUUCAGGUACACUGCAUCAGUACAGAAUUCACUCCACGGAAGCAUGGAGGGGAAAAGGGAGUGCCUUUUAGGAUCCAGGUUGACACAUUUAAACAGAAUGAAAAUGGAGAAUACACAGAUCAUCUUCACUCAGCUAGCUGCCAAAUCAAAGUGUUUAAGCCUAAAGGUGCAGAUAGGAAACAGAAAACUGACCGAGAAAAGAUGGAGAAGAGAACAGCCCAUGAAAAGGAAAAGUAUCAGCCAUCCUAUGACACCACCAUCCUCACAGAGAUGAGGCUUGAGCCUAUAAUUGAAGAUGCAGUUGAACAUGAGCAGAAAAAGUCCAGCAAGCGGACUUUGCCAGCAGACUACGGUGAUUCUCUGGCAAAGCGAGGCAGUUGUUCUCCAUGGCCCGAUACCCCCACAACCUAUGUGAAUAACAGCCCUUCCCCAGCGCCCACUUUCACCUCCUCACAGCAGAGCACGUGCAGUGUCCCAGACAGCAAUUCUUCAUCCCCAAAUCAUCAGGGAGAUGCAGUUGCCCAGGCGUCUGGGGAACAAAUUCAGCCUUCAGCUACGACACAGGAAACACAGCAGUGGCUGCUCAAAAACAGGUUUUCUUCCUAUACCAGACUGUUUUCCAAUUUUUCAGGUGCCGAUUUACUAAAGCUGACGAAGGAGGAUUUAGUUCAGAUUUGUGGUGCAGCCGAUGGAAUUCGGCUCUAUAAUUCACUGAAGUCAAGGUCGGUUAGGCCCCGCUUAACCAUCUAUGUCUGCCAGGAGCAGCCAGACAGUACCGUGCUACAAGGGCAGCCCCAAGCUUCAGGAAGUGGAGGCGAGAGUGGAAGUGGGACACCUUGUGUUUACCAUGCAAUCUAUUUGGAAGAAAUGGUUGCUUCAGAAGUUGCUCGGAAGCUUGCAUCGGUGUUUAAUAUUCCUUUCUGCCAAAUUAACCAGGUUUACAGACAGGGCCCCACUGGUAUUCACAUUCUUGUUAGUGACCAGAUGGUUCAGAACUUUCAAGAUGAGAGUUGUUUUUUAUUCUACACAGUAAAAGCUGAAAAUAAUGAUGGUAUCCACAUAAUUUUGAAGUGAUACCUUAUGUAGACUGAACUCCGUUCAGUACCAAAUAAAGUCACGCUUAAAAGUGUGUGAAGACCGAAUCCAAGAAGUCUUGGGAUUGGAUUUUACUGUAUGAAAUGUUUCAUAUUGAAAACACAUGACCUUCUCAAUGAGCUGUAGGAGAGGCAAGUCUCCUCAUUGUCACUGCCACAGCCCAGCAUCCUCAAGAGAGUGAGCAUGUCGGGCAGCGUGCGCCCAGCUCUGGAGGCUGUGGUGUGGGUGCAGCUGCCCGUGUCUCGUGUCUCUGGCAGAGGCCAGUGGACACAGUUCCCAGAAGCAGUCUCGGCUGGCUUUUUACACUGUAUGCGGUUUGAAAAUGAAUGUAAAAAUCGUAACCGUGGGCAUUUACCUUUCUGUGCCAGUUUGGCUUUCAGUGCCUGACCCUUCUGCCAACUUGGGAAGGAGAUGGGAGUGCUGCUGUUGACCCAGAACGGCGCCUCUGAGGGCAGGAGUGCUGUGCCGACACGGCAGCUGGUGGUCAGGCGAGAGGCUCAGCACCUCAGAAGCAGUCAGGUCUGACUAAGGGGGACGCCGAGGCCAGACAAGGGAAGGUCGGAGCCAAGAAAACUGGCUUGAUGCAGACUGCAUUAUCAGAGUACCUUGUGAGAGGAUCAGUGUAAAUCCUAAUAGGUACAAAGACUUGUGUGUUUUUGCUUUGUCACUGACUCACUGAAAACCUUUUUUGCUUCUGCUUCCAUUUUUAGCAUUUUAGUUUCUGGUUUUCACCUUUUGAAACCUCCUUACCUUUUAAACUCAUGUGAUUUUCUUUUCUCAUUUUCUUCCUUCUCAUCUCCCACACCCUCCUUUCUUAAACACUUUUUUUAAAGUUGAGACAGGGUCUUCUGUCUUGCCCAGACUGGCCUUGGACUCCUGGGUGCAAGUGAUUCUCCUUCCUCAUCCUCCAAAGUCGCUGUUCUCCAGGCGCACCUCCGUGCUGGCUCUGUUCUCACACGUUUAAAGCCCUUCCCAGACCUUAGAAGUAGGCGAUGUAACUAGGGGAGCAAAGUUUUGUUGAUAGCUUCUGACUUGGUUGGUGUUAAGGGAUCUUUGUUAAUGAACAAGAUGAAAUUACUCGUGGAAACACUAGAUGUCAUGAACGAGACACUAAAAUGUACCAUAGAAAUUCCUCACAUCUCUCCUCAUAUUGAGCUUCAGUAUGAUGAAGGAUAAACAUUCUGGUGAUUAUCUAGGGCUCUAGCUUUUAAAAACUUACUACAUGGUUGCUUUUUCUAUGAAUUGUGCCUCUGAUCAAAUCAAAUGUGUGCUAGCACACGGUCUCCAAAGGGAAUCGAUGUCUUGCUUCUCCUCCUCCCCGUUACUCCCCUGCCCUCACCUCCCCGUCACCCCCCCACCACCACCAUUACACAGUUCAUCUGCAAACAUCUUUGAUGCCUGUGGCAUAUGAGGCUGAGUUUUUAAAUACUUCUUUUCCAUUUUAAUCAUGGCCUUUCUUCCCAUCUGCUCAGCUCCGUUGGCCUUGUACUGUUUGAUCCUCGUCCUUGUGUGGUGGAAGUGUAGGACUAGUGUUAAGUUUGAGAUCUCUUCCAGAAGACACAACUUCACUGCGUGAAGACUUGGACAUUUCACAUUUUAUUCAUAAAGGGGUAAAUUAUUUGCUACCAAGAAACACUGCCUCAGUAUCUUUGGUUUAAGCACCCUCACAGGCCCUGUAGAGUGUUCCUGUUGUCCUCCUUGGCUUUUGUACACACACGUUUUCUGUACCGGACACUCACUCAGGAGAGAAGUGAGCUUAUCUGAUUGAUUGGGAUCUCAUGAUUAUGGAACAAUAAAUGUCACUUCAUGCUGUGUGCUAUUUUGAACUCCUUAACAAGUUUUAGAAAUGGGGCAAAAGAUUAGGCUUGAAACUAUGCUGAGCAUCACUGAACGUUAGUCUCUGUCCUAGCGAAACUGGUUAAAUUAUGGCACCAGCAAAUUUGCUACUUUGGUUGGUUUAAUAAGAUUUCAGUAUAAUAAAUGUUUUCCAAUUGUUUUGUAAA
This is a messenger RNA of Jaculus jaculus (lesser Egyptian jerboa), 3689 nucleotides long. RefSeq names its product upstream binding protein 1 (gene Ubp1). Gene Ontology annotation, molecular function: DNA-binding transcription activator activity, RNA polymerase II-specific; RNA polymerase II cis-regulatory region sequence-specific DNA binding. Gene Ontology annotation, cellular component: nucleus. Gene Ontology annotation, biological process: regulation of transcription by RNA polymerase II. The record is from RefSeq and is a predicted model, not a curated record. The transcript has 16 exons. NCBI's taxonomy places the organism in Eukaryota, Metazoa, Chordata, Mammalia, Rodentia, Dipodidae. The coding region runs from base 43 to 1665 and encodes 540 amino acids.